Nerophis lumbriciformis (worm pipefish) is the source of this 11188-nucleotide messenger RNA. Lineage: Eukaryota; Metazoa; Chordata; Actinopteri; Syngnathiformes; Syngnathidae. The record is from RefSeq and is a predicted model, not a curated record.
UAUAUAUAUAUAUAUAUAUAUAUAUAUGCCACGUUGAAUAUAUAUGCCACGUUGAAUAUAUAUAACUGACAAAAAUUAUUUUUAGUGUUUAAAUGUCAGUUGAACUAAUUUACGCUCAUCAAAGCUCUGAUAAUUUUAUUUCAUCGUUUUCUGGAGCCAUCUGGUUAUUACCAAACAAUAUGUUCUUGUUUUUUUUUUAAUGCGAUUCGUUUGGAUUUCAUGGAAAAAGCUUUGCAAUAUAACAGGAUCACCAUCUGUUGAAAGUAGCACCUAUAAUUUGAGUCAAUGGGACCAAAAGAGGUCUCAAGAGAAAAUGUUUUCAUACUUUAUUUUAAUAUCCCAUUCAAACAACUUUGCAAUCAAAAACAAAAAACUCCCUGGCAAACCUUCAAACUGAACUAUCAUAUUACAUAGGGUACACGUGCAAUGCCCAUUUUGGCCCCAAUGGUUGCACAAGGGUAAAGAGAAUGAAAACCUAUUAUAUAACACAUAAACACUCCUGGCGAAUGGUCAUUAUGAGAAACAGUAUAUGAGCACACAAAAAUCGAAGAUGUGGGCUCGGCGUUACGAAAAAACGGAUUACAACUUGAGUCAAUUCAUGAUUUUCUGGUCUUGCCAUGAGUGUGGUCCCCCAAAUAUGUUUUGAUAUUUGAGCUCUUGUCAACAUUAUAUUGCCAUUAAAAAACAUGCUUUGUCGAGGUGUAGAUUGAUGCUUGUCUUGUUCAAUUAAGGUAAAGAGAGAGUCAGGCGGAUAAUUUAAACAGUUUAGCAGUUGUACAAUUUAUAACUGUUAACUAAUUUUGUUCCAUUUAAAAUUGCAGUUAUUGAGAUGAAAGGUUGGUCGUAAGUUGAGCUACAUGACUGUCUGGGGAGGUACAGUAUAUUGUGGUAGGGUUUCAUUUAUCUCUUGAAAAACUUUCGUAAAGCAAACUCCAAAUGAAUUAGUGAAAGGUUGUCAACCCCUAAGGCCCCCAGUGAUGAAAUCUACCUCUACAGCCACCACUUAGUCCAUUGUUCAUCUUUGCAAGCAGGACUUCUCCCAUUUCCUACAAUGCAUUCACCAACUGACCAUAUGAAAGCAGUAGAACUGUAAGGACCUGCCAGAAAGUGCUGAAUUAUUCAAAAGGUUUGUGCUUUUUUGUGUUUCUUCUAGCAGUCGGGAGUAUAUGUGCACACUUCUUAUUGGAAUAAUACUUUUGCUACAUCCAAGUCAAGACAAACCAGAAAACCCUGACACCAGCUAUGUCUGGUUUCACCCAAGAACACUGGUAAGCUAUAUUACACUGAAACAAGCUUUUACUCUGAGGAAGAAAGGCUCUACAGCUUUAGACUGGUCUCAGGAAUGGAUUUUAUUGCUAUCUGAUAAAACGUUCACAAGUUUUCAGCUAAAAUGUCAAAUUAACUGCUUCACCAUUUUUCUUAAGAUGCUGUAAUGCCUUCAAACGAAGAACCUGGUUGUCUAUUGAUGCUUGUCAACAUUUCAUCAAACCUGUCAAGCUUAUUGUUCAUAUAUUCUGCAGCUAUAUAACUGAUCAUUUAUAGCUAUGCCACGGGCAAAGCCACAAGGUCUGAAAAAUAGGAAGCAGAAAGAGGCCAGAAAAGAAAAUGAACAAUGUGAUAUGAGGCAAAGUGAUUCCAAAGCAUCCCGGCCUCGAUUUAUGGAGCACCAUUGGAAAUUUAACAGCAAAAAAAAAGUGUCAAACCUGAAAGACAAACAUACAAAUGGAACCAAGUUGGGGGGAAACAGUCCUGAUGGAGCACAAAAAACAAUCAAAAAACAAGACCUCUCCAAGACCAAAAUGAAGAACAAAUACAAAGAUACACUAAACGAGUAUUCGGAGAAUGACCUUAUAAACUCAGAAGCGGCAACAGCGAUGAACAAUGAUGAGAAUGUGAAGGAGGAAGAAGACGAUAAGGAGGAGCUCAUUAAGAGUGACAACAGUGAGAAAGAACUGACUGGAAACUCAGUUGUCCAAAGAGACGUUGAGCUGACAACAGAGGAAGAAUCGGAGCAAGAACUUUCAGAAGAAUCAAUAACUACUAAUGGCUCUGAGGUCAAACCCUACGUAUCCAGACAUGAAUACAGUAAAAGAGGAGCUGUAUCUAAAGAAGUCAUCCAAGAAGUGGGUGAAGACAAGGAAAUGCAUCAGGACACAUUUGGAAAGCCAACAAUCGAUAAAGCCAGAAGAUGCGUACCACAACCCGCCAAAUCAACGCAAGAGGGAAAAUAUAUGAUGUUUAAGAAAAAACACCAUAAAGACAGGUUGAAAAACCAUGGUAUUGCAAAACCCCAAAGAUCCAAAUUUUCCUGUCAUCUGGAGAAUGACUAUUCUGUAGAAGCAGCUGAAGAUAAGCAAGGGGAUGAGACCGAACGGACACUGACAAAAACCUUUAAAUGCCAUGGAAACAUGGUGCUUCCAAAAGACAGACAUAAUGACUUCAAUAGCAUUAUUAGGUCUGAAGCAGUGAAUGUCAAACAAUGUGAAUCUGUAAAUGUUGUCAAAGAGGAUUCCCACAGUUUGCUCUUGGACAAUCUGACAAAUGAUUUUUUUCAAAGCAAUGCUGAUAAGAUGUUUGCAACUUUAAACAAAGACCUACUCCAAACUGGUCCCACAACCCCCAAGAGACAUUUUUUAACUCAAAGAAAGGAUGUGGACGCUCUCAGCAGACUGUCUUGCUGGUUUCACAAAAAAAGGCCCAAAAAGGUAAAAAUAAAGAACAUUUCUUUUUGGGCAAAUGUCAUCUAUGUUUCGCGAUUGCUCUCCUCUCUGUCUAUAAAACAGAAAUGGAGAAAAACUAAUUCCAAAGGCUUGAUCAGAGCAAAACCCCAGUAUUCUUCUGAGCACAGAAAAUCCGAAGAAGUACAGGAGGAAUCUGAUAAAAAAGAGGUGGAGGCCAAAUAUGUUAUUGUCCACUCGAGGAUGAACAAAACUGAAAAAGCUGAGACGUUCUUGAUGCAAGAUGAACACCCAGGAACGCAAACAAGCACCCAAGAAACUACACCGACAGUCUCUAAACAAAGAACAGAAAUAAAGCCACCAAAGCCAAGUGCACGUACUGUGCUCCUAAGCAAACCAGGUCUUGGCCUUUUUAGGGCUACCACAAAGCCCUUGCAAGGGCAACUACAAUCAGGUGGAGUUGUUGAGAAGGGGAGCAAUGGAUUCAGUGUUGGUCCAGCAUCACUAGAAGGAACCUCCCACACUGAGGAACCAGAUUAUACAGCUACUUUGAGGCAUCAACAUGGAAUUAGUGUGCUACCGACAGUAAGAGGGAAGUUGGACACUUCUCAUAUCAAUCAGAUCCCGAUGUCCUUGUCAGGAGCAACCUUAGGUACUGUAAAGAAGCCCACCAAGGAGCCAGAAGCACAAGGAAAGGUUGAAGCUGGUACGCACAAGUCUUGUACUCGGCCCCUUUUAAAUGGAAAUGUUUGUUCGUUGUAUGAAGAAGAGGCAGACAGGGAGGUGGCACAGUUGAUGAGAGAACCUCUUCACUGGGCUGGGAACUUCCAAAUGAAUGGAGAUCCAAAGGACUGGUUGAACAUUGAAGAUCUUCUGCCUCACCAGACAGUGGAGAAGUUAACAAAAUGUGUAGUUUAUGAAGAUCGACACAAGGUCGCAAUUCUUGCCGGACACAUGGACAAGCACCUCUGGGAAUUAGAUGAUCACAUCCAGGACAUGCUGGAGAGUCGGCUCGUCAGCACACAGGUGAUGAUGCAGGGAAGCGAAGAUGCUGAAAAGUUGGAUCAAGUAGAGGAUCUGUCCCAGUUACAAGAGGUGUGUGACAGCUCAGUGCUUCUCAACCUAAAGAAGAGGUUUCAUCGGGACUGUAUUUAUACCUACAUUGGAAACAUGCUACUGUCCAUCAACCCCUACAAACCCCUGCAUAUCUACUCAGAAGAACUGAGACAGCAAUACCAGGGUAGAGAGCAACAACAAAACCCCCCGCAUGUGUAUGCUAUCGCUGACAAUGCCUUCAGACAAUCCCAGGCAUCCACCCAGGAGCAGUGCAUUAUCAUAAGUGGUCAGAGCGGUGCAGGAAAGACUGAGGCUACCAAGUUGGUCGUCCAUUACAUUGCUACCAUGUAUCAGAGCAGAAGCGUCGACCUGCAUCAGCCUAUGGACGUCUUUGCCAUUCUGGAGAGUUUCGGGAAUGCGAAGACCAGCCUGAACAACAACUCCAGCCGCUUUGGAAAAUACAUCCAUAUUCACAUUCUCCGUGGUGUUGUUGUUGGGACCUCCUUGUCCAAAUAUCUCCUUGAGAAAUCCAGGGUUGUUUUCCAGGCCAAUGGGGAGAGGAACUACCAUGUGUUCUAUGAGCUUUUGGCAGGUAUGAAUGACUGGAACAAACAGGACUUCUACCUUCAGGGAGCCGAGACUUAUUACUACCUGAACCAAGGUGGCGCCUGUGAGUUGAAAGGAAAGUUGGACAGAAAAGAUUUCCAGUUGUUAGUUCAGUGCUUUGAAAAAAUUGGUCUCAGUACUGACCAGAUCUUCACCAUUUGGGCCAUUCUUUCCUCUAUUUUGCAGCUGGGCAACAUCUGCUUCAGUUCACAUGAGAGUGAGUCCUUUGAGGUGGCUCUCAUCUAUAGUGAGUCUGAGGCUCGAAGGAUCAGCUCUAUGCUUAAGAUAUCUUAUGAGGCACUACAGAACACCAUAACACACAAAAUCACAAAGACAACCUAUGACAGGAUCUACUGUCCCCUGUCUGUGGAGAGUGCCAUCGAAUCGAGAGAUUCCAUUGCCAAAGCCUUGUACUCAGUGUUAUUUGACUGGUUGUUAGACCAGAUCAAUAACUGGCUGAAUCCCACAGAAAUGGACAACACCGUGGGCAUAGUAGACAUCUACGGAUUUGAAGACCUUGGAAUCAACAGUUUUGAACAGUUGUGUAUCAACUUUGCCAAUGAACAGCUGCAGCAUUUUUUCAGCCACACUGUGAUCACUCAAGAGCAGGAGGAGUACACUACAGAACAGAUCCAGUUGUGCCCAGUGUUAUUAAAGGACUUUAACCCCUGCCUGGAGUUAAUCUCCUCAAGACCAUACGGCAUCUUCCGCAUACUUGAUGACCAGACCUGCCUCCCCCAAGCAACUGAUCACACCUUUCUCCAAAAGUGCCACUACCACCAUGGUAACAGUCCUUACUAUGCCAAGCCCAAAAAGCCUGAGCCAACAUUUACCAUAUUUCACUAUGCUGCAACUGUCACAUAUCAGGUCCACAAUUUUCUUAAUAAAAACCACGACCAAUUCAAGACGGAAGUGGUGGAACUUUUCGCCAGUAGUCGGUUAAAGCUGGUGUCAGAGCUGUUUGGAAAGGUGAAGACCAGGUACGAUCAACAAAGUGAGUUGGAAUGCAGAAGAAAGGGUCUUCGCCAGCAACCCUCGACUGCUGCAUCACAUUUUCUACACUCUCUGACUGAGCUUACCAAGCGCUUGGAAAGUUGCAGAACAAUGUUCAUCCAUUGUCUCAAGCCAAACUGUAUUAAGCUUCCGUCAAUGUUUGAUGUGGACUAUGUGUCAGCCCAACUUAAGCAUACUGGCAUGUUGGAGGCCAUCCACAGUCGGAAAGGGGGUUAUCCUAUACGCCUCUUGUACUCCUACUUUGUUGAGAGGUAUGGGGUGUUCGCCACCCAGCGCUCCAGUAAUGCGACAGAUCGACAGCAUGCACUGAGUCUUUUGGAAUUGAUUGGUGCAGAUGACGGUCAAUAUCAGCUGGGACUCACAAAGGUCUUUCUAAAGGAGCUCCUGUACCGGCAGCUGGAGGAGAAGUGGAGUACCACUCAGACGUGGGCUGCAGUCACCAUCCAGCGAAACAUUAGAGGUUUUCUGUGCAGGAAAAACUUUAAAUUCUUCAAGCAGAAAGCAAUCAUCAUCCAGAGCCACAUCCGAGGACACCAGGCAAGGAAGUACUACAAACGCCUGAAGCAGUCCUUUGCUCAGUUCUGGGCUGUGAUGAUGAUAACUAGGAAUACCAUAAAGAGACGCCAUUGGAGGAAGCAUAUUCGGGACAAAAAGAAAGCGACCACUUUAAAAAAAGCAUCAGUGCUCCCGACAAUGGAUGUGGGCAGGUUGGAGAUCCCCGCUGAGCUGUCAGCAAGGUUCCACAGUGCAGCAGGGCAUCAACAUGCUUCUGAAGUGACAGCGGUGGCACCCCCACAAGUGAAGGCAAACCACAAGCUCAGUCUGCCUCGAGACAUAGACAAAUACCCAUUCUCUCACUAUGUCAAGUCCUUUUUGAAGGAAACAUGGUGCCAACCUAAAGGAACCCCCCUCCAAAGAGCCCUCACCCCUCUCGAAUCGGAUGAUGCCUGGAUUGCACUGGAAGUGUAUAAACUGAUCAUGCGGUUCACGGGUGAGUCAGACCUCAGCAGCUGGCAAGAGCAGAUGUUAGGAAACUACAUCAUUGAAAAAUGCCAAAGUCGUCCUGCCUUGAGGGAUGAGAUCCUGGCACAAUUGGCUUACCACACAUGGGACUCACAUGAAGAGCAGGGAAGCCUGCAGGGGUGGCUGCUGCUUGCCUGCUGCCUCAGUACCUUCACUCCGUCACCAAUACUGGAAAAACCCCUGCUCAAGUAUAUAUCUGACCACGCACCCAUUGAGUACCGUUCACUGUGCCAACACAAAAUGCUCACAUCAAUGCAACUCGCAGCCCCCAUUUCCCGGGAUUAUCCUCCCACCCAGCUGGAGUGGAGCGCCAACAAAAGGAAAGCUGCAAUGACUGUGGAUGUAUACACAUAUAAUGAUGAGAAAUGGACGACUGAAGUGGAGUCCUGGACCACGGGAGAAGAGAUAGCCGCUUGGAUUCUUCAAUGCAGAGGUAUGACAGAGGCAACAGAAGGCUGGUCUGUGUCACUUCUGACGGAUGACGGGUGGUCUGAUCUGGCUGGCUCAGACUUGGUCAUGGAUCUGCUGGCUGGCGCUGAGGCAGAAGUACUGCCCCCAUCAGGCACCCUCUCCUCAGCCAAUUCUGAUUACUUGUUCAGUGAUCAAAGGGACAGAACACCAGUUACAGAUCUUGAUGACUUCAUUCCACCAGCACCUACCAUGGAAGCUCCAGGCCUGCCUCAUUUUCAGGACACCCAUUGGGGAGGAGAGUAUCCACAGGAAGGCCGUCGUCGACAGAUGGAUGCCUACGUAGAUGACUUGUUCAACCUGGAUCAAGGACAAUCGGACACAGAAAGAGUAGCCAAGCUACACCGGCGGAUGCGAGGUGGAGGAGGCAUUGGACCCAUGCAGCCUGGUUUAUAUAGUCCUGGUAUGCCAACUUUAAUGCCAAGCUAUCCCAUGGGAAUGCCAAUGAACCCUCACAUCCCAAGCUAUGGUCCAACUCCAAUGAUGCCAGCCAUGCACACCAUGCAAGGGAUGAUGAUGCCUCAGGCUGCAGUUCCUUCAAUGAAUGAUCCCAUGCAGCUGGCAGCAACACAGCAAGCCCUUAUGAACCAACAGGCUGUUCUAAUGGCUCAGCAGAUGACCAUGCAGGCGAUGACUCUGUCCCAGCAGCAGAACCAGGAACAGCUGAGGUUGAGGGAACAGGAGAGAAAGCAGGCGAGAAAGCAGGAGCAGCAGGAGCAGCAGCAGCGGCAGGAGCAGCAGCAGCGGUUGAGGGAGCAAGCACCCACACCUUUGCCGCAAUCUUCACCUGCAGGCCAGCCUAAUACACCUUUGCCGAAGCCUCAAGACGUAGAUUCAAAGAAUGCAGGUAACCGGCCCUCUUUCAGAGAAAGGCGUCAGUACUUCCAGAAUAUUGGUGGCUCUAAUACCCAGGCACCACAAGGCCCCUCAUCCACCCCAGUCCAACAGCAAGACAGCAUCCAAUCACCGCGUCCACUCCCUCCUCCCACUGCACCUAAACCCAAAAUGAAGGACCCUCCCUACACUGCUGUCAGCAAAACAAAAACCCCAACCACAAAUGCUGAGCCUGAACCCACUUCCAACAUUCGGGAAAUCAUCAAACAGUUCAACAGCCGACCUCAACCAGAACCCAAAAACUUUGAGCCUGUCAGAGCUCCAUCAAGGCACUUUGUUAAGAAGGGGGAUCCCAAAGCGGAAGCGCUUGCCAAACUCAGACAGAAAGCACCAGUGCCUCAACAAAAGAAACAGUGGGUGACCUCCCCAGCAGACAAACAGCAGUCUCCAAAAAGCACUCCAUCCCCACAGUCCUCUCCUCCGUCCACUGAAGGCCGUCGUGUCAUUUCCAGCAACAUGAAGCAGAAACAACGCUCACUAGAAGAUCUAUUUGGCUCUCAGCGCGCUCGACACAUUGUACCUUCUCCGCCGGACUCUCCGCCACCUCCCUCACGCUCAACGACCUUCCCUCACGACAUCCCUGAACCACCAACCAUGGCUGCCCCAUCUCUCAGUAAGAUGCUAGAUGACAAGAUGUCCCACUCUGAACUUCACCGUUUUUCUCCUGGUGUUUAUUUGUCUUUCUGCAACAUGCCGGGAAAACUCUUCCUGCGGAAAGAGGUGUUUUACCCAGAAGACACAUUCAACCGACCAUAUGUCCUCAAUCUUUUAUGUGAACAGAUCACGAAGGACACUUAUUCUGACAGCUGUGUAAAGAUAAGCAGAGAGGAAAGAAGGAAGAUGAAGGAUUUGCUCGCUAAUUUUAAUGUGGGAACUAUGAGCACCAUCCAGGACGACAGCUUAAAGAAAAGGAUUGUCAUUGCUGCUCGGGACAACUGGGAAAACUACUUUUCACGAUUAUUUCCUAUACAGUCAGACAAUGAUGACACUCAGAUUUUGGGUGUGUGCCAUCGUGGCAUUCGGUUAAUGAAAAUGGUGGCAGCGUCAGGCAUUGACCCAAAACACCUUCGCCUGCUGAGAAGCUACAGUUUUGCAGAGCUGCUGUCGGUUGAACUAUGUGGCACCAACAAAGUCCAACUGGAGUUGAAGAAUGAAAACCUACAGCUACACUCUACCAAGGCUCCGCAAAUCACUGCCACAGUCCAACUCUUCCUCAAACAGCUCAUUAAGAACUCUGACCACGUGGUUGCCCUGAAGAGCUUUGUCACAGAUGACAAGAGUCUACUCAGCUUUAGCAAAGGAGAUAUAAUCAAGCUCCUACCAAUGGAGGCACUCCAGCCAGGUUGGUAUUUCGGUACUUUGGGAGGACGCUCUGGUCUUUUUCCAGCUGAUCGAACACAGCCAUCAGCCGCAUUGGACUACCAUCAUCUCAAACUUGAUCGAAGAGAUGAUAGGCGGAAAAGUAUGAGAGUUGCAAGACCCGACACUCUGCCAAAAGAAGCUACUCUAGUUCCCAUUAGCAAGGAAGCAGACCACAGUUACUUGGCAUGGCCCACGAGAGAAGAUUCAUUCCAGAGAUCGGUACGGACCUCCAUCCAAGAGGCGCCUCAAGACUUACAAAUGUCAGCAAUGGCUGAGUUUGCCAGGAAAUACUUUAGAAUGGAAAAUAAAGGCUUAAAUCCAAGUGGCAAACUUUUUUUGGAAGCUGUUCAAUUCACAAAGGUGCCGAUUUCGGAGUCUCUCAUUAUUUACAACGACCCUGAUAUCAACCAGUUAUCUGUUCAGUGCUUUACGGCUAUCAUGCAGUUUAUGGGCGAUACAGCAAUGAAGAAGCAAACCUCGCAAGCAGACUGUUUGCGUCAUAUCUUACUGCUUGGGAAGGAAAAAGAGCAGCUCAGGGAUGAAGUCUACUGCCAGGUCAUCAAGCAAACAACCAACAACCCAAAUAGAGGGAGCUGCAAUUUAGGCUGGCGUCUACUCACCCUCGUUGCUGGCUUCUUCCCCUGUUCUGGAACUCUCCAGCCCUACGUCUCACGCCACUUACAGGACAUUAACAAAGACCAUCAACACCCUUUCCAAGAGCUGGUGUCUGUUUGCCAGGACAACCUUCAACGUUCUCUCACUUUUGGUGGCCGCCGUAACAUGCCCUCACGUAUUGAGCUGGAGGCCAUCCUGGCGGGUAAAACUUCACAAUUGACUUCUAUCCAUCUGCCAGGUGGGGCGGAAUUCCCCAUCAAGAUACGUAACUUCAGUAUGGCAGCUGAUGCGGCAACUCAGUUCUGUGGAGAAAUGCAUAUCUCAAACCUCUCAGAAAUGAAAGAAUUCACCAUCUUUGCCAACCGACAAGAUGGAAUGGUACGGCCUCUUCAUUCAAAUGAAUACCUGAUGGACUUUUUACUGGAUGAUGGAUGCAUCGUCUUUUCUCUAAGAAGAGUGAUGUGGAGAACACCUCUGUGUUUCAACAAUGAUUUUUAUGUGGAUUUUCACUAUCAACAGCUUUUGGAUGACUACCUGAACGGUAAUCGUAUUCAUGAAUCUUCAGUCCAGCAAAUGGCGGAACUGUCAGCUUUGCAAUAUCUGUCCUUGGGACUGAAGGACCAACCCUCAUUGCAGGAGAUAAAGAAAUACCUUCCUUCCGCGGAGGGACAGAAAGCUAAAAUGGAUGAGAUCCACUCUUCCUGUGUGAGCAAGAUACAAGCAAUGCAGUCCCUCAGCCCUCUGGAUGCCAAAAUACAAUUUGUUGUGUUUCUGAGAGAGCAGCCUCAGUUUGUCUCCAACACAUACUUGGCGCAGAAAGUCAGCCAACGUGACUGUCCUUCACCCUGCAUGGUCAGCGUCAGCCAUAAUGGAGUGCUUUUUAUCCAUCCCAAAACACAGGAGCAAGUUUUUCAAAUUCCUCUGCUUGACGUUCAGUCCAUGCGGACUAUACGACCUAAAAAAGCAGGAAAGCUGCCGUCAAUGGACAUCAACUAUGGCCAACCCAAUCAACCCAAGAAAGUGACAAUUUGUCUCAAACAGGCGAAGGAGUUGUGUCACAUCCUUGCUAUGAUAAUGGAAGAGCUGAUCCGUCCCUCAGUCAAGAGCAGCGUUUCUAAUCACCAGUAGACCGUGUCUGUUUUCAUUUGACCAUGUUUUUUCUUUUAACUUAACUAGAAUACAUGACGUACAAUAUAUGCACACUUGUUGAUAAUGAUCAUGUCAUCUUGAUAAUAACCAUGUAAUCAUGCUUACAGCUGCAUAGACAUGCAUCUUUUAUGGCAGUUUUCCAACUAUAAAACUUUCCAUACUGUGUAAAAUAAAGAAACUCAAAAAUGUAUUGUAAUUUGUGCACUUUUUGUUUUUAAAAAUCAGAUGUACAGUAUAUUAUAUGCCAAUUAUACCCUGUGAAAUUGUUCAAGUACAUCAUAAAAGGGGACUUAUGAUGAUUCUAUUCUACAUUUAACACUUAC